Molecule: messenger RNA, 741 nt
Organism: Kwoniella botswanensis
Lineage: Eukaryota; Fungi; Basidiomycota; Tremellomycetes; Tremellales; Cryptococcaceae
Exons: 2
Coding region: 1-741 (246 amino acids)
Source: RefSeq, a predicted model, not a curated record
AUGUCCGAUGUUUCCUGGAUUUCUGACCUCGACGAGAUCGCCGUUGAUAUCGACUUGGAACCCCAUCCGGUCCACAACGACCCACAGGCAGAGAUCAUCAUCAUCUCCUCCACUGAUUAUGUCAAAUUUCGUGCUUCUAGAUAUCACUUGCUCUUUGAAGAUCUACUAGACACUGCUCGAACUGUAAAUAUCAGUCUCAAAGAAAUCGAAGAACCCAUCCAUCUCAAUUUCCCUUCCUCUACGAUAUCACUCUUCCUCGAUCUGGCCGGAGUGUGCGAUCCCUACGUUCCCGACGUCUCCAUCACCAAAGCUCGAUCACUCCUUGACUUCGUAGAAUACACCAUGUGCGAUCGCCUCAUCGAUAUAGCAAGGUCCACAUUAAUGCACGCUGCUAAAGAUGAACCGUUCGAACUGCUCGUCAUAGCUUCGGAACGUGAUGAUCUGGAAUUGGCCAUACAUGCUCUGAGAAAUAUCACUACCAGCGCAUUCGAAGAUGAGUAUAAAGAAGGUCGAAGUUUCCGAGUUGGAACUGUUUAUAACAUCGAUUCAAUCAAAAAGUAUCUUCUUCGGCUCACCCCAUCUUAUCACCUGGCCAUCCUUCAUUCGAUUAUGUAUAUGGGUGAGAUACAGUCUAUCGACCACGACAGCCUAUGGCUCAAUUCGAGACCUGCAAUAUUGUCGACGGACAACUGGUCUAGCAUCGCAGAUACUUUCAACCCUCUUCACUUCUGCAAAGCUUAG